UUAUAUUCAUGCGCCUGUGUGUGAUAUAAGCCGUAGAGGAGAAAAGAAGUUUGUUAAAAUUUACAUUAUUGAAAACAAUGAUGACAUUAAAAAUGUUGCGAAUUUGUAGGGGGCCGAUGUUAUCAGGUUGCAAAACCCAUACCGUGAAGAUAAGGAGAAAAGAGUUGACAAAUGGGCUGAAAUAUCUUAGCACAAGAAUCAACGAGGGUGAGCCUGAUACAAUUUGUGAAAUAAUCAAACACUGGAGUCACCGGUUUGAAAAUGAGGGUAUUUCGGAACCUGUUGAAUCAAUCGAACAUAUUCUCGCUCACGUACUCGGCUCGAAAAAGCCCUACAGUACCAACAUUAUUCAGAUAAUGGACUUGGCUGAUGCGCCGGAACAGCGGCUGUCCCCAGACCAAAUAAUCAAGCUUCAAUCCCUUUGUCAAUGCAGAAUGUCAAGAAUGCCUGUGCAAUAUAUCAUCGGUGAAUGGGACUUCAGAGAUAUUACGCUGAAACUAGUCCCUCCCAUCUUCAUACCACGACCAGAAACCGAAAUUCUUGUUGACGUCGUGCUCAAGAGAAUGGCGGAAGCUAAGAAUAGUCAUUACAUAGUACUGGAUAUCGGCUGCGGCUCUGGAGCUAUCUCUUUAGCUUUGGUUCACGCGAGCAACCAAAUGGCAACAUCACAGAUUCAGUGCACGUCUGUAGACAAAAGUUUAUACGCUUGCGAAUUGACCAGACAGAAUGCUGAGAUUUUAGGACUGCAGGAGAAGUUGAGAAUCGUAAACGCAGCUCUUAGGGAGAACGGUACAAUUAAAUCUCUGAAUGACUCUGAUCAUGGUAUUGAUUUUGACAAGCAGCAGUUCGAUAUAAUCGUCAGCAAUCCGCCAUACAUACCGACUGAAAAAUUAAUGGAAUUAGCACCAGAAAUAAAAAUAUAUGAGGAUCUCAGGGCUUUAGACGGAGGUAAGGAUGGUUUAAACUUGAUAAAAGCAGUCCUGAAGUAUGCGUCAAAAGCAUUGAUUCCCAGAGGUUUGCUGUUCAUGGAAGUCGAUCCUAUGCAUCCGGAAUACAUUGAAUUCUUCACCAAAAAAUAUACAGAUUUGAAACUAAAGCUCGAACACACGUACAAAGAUUAUUGCAACAACGAUAGGUUUGUUGAAUUAUCAAAAUUAGACUGAUAAAUCGCAAUUAGGAAAAAUCACUUCAAAUUUAUUUUUUAUUUAC
Messenger RNA from Diprion similis, 1209 nucleotides. RefSeq names its product MTRF1L release factor glutamine methyltransferase (gene HemK1). The record is from RefSeq and is a predicted model, not a curated record. Gene Ontology annotation, biological process: protein methylation. Lineage: Eukaryota; Metazoa; Arthropoda; Insecta; Hymenoptera; Diprionidae. Gene Ontology annotation, molecular function: protein methyltransferase activity; nucleic acid binding. Gene Ontology annotation, cellular component: mitochondrion.